This is a messenger RNA of Aureococcus anophagefferens, 1035 nucleotides long. RefSeq lists its product as hypothetical. The transcript has 4 exons. NCBI's taxonomy places the organism in Eukaryota, Pelagophyceae, Pelagomonadales, Pelagomonadaceae. The record is from RefSeq and is a predicted model, not a curated record. The coding region runs from base 1 to 1035 and encodes 344 amino acids.
AUGUACGAGAAGAUUUCUAUAAUAGUUUUCCUCGUGUCUCUGAUCCUCUGCCAAAUAAGGAGUUUUUCUAGAAUUCUCCGUCACAUCCGUAGACUUAUGAUCAUUUGUCAGGGUCGUGAGCCAUUCAUCGCCUCAACUUUCAGGUGCCACGCGCAUACGUUUCAUGUGUGGCACCCAGAACGCCUGAGCAAUAGCGAGUGUACGAGCUUUCGUUUUUUGUACAAGCCGAUUUUGGACUCUUUGGAGCUCCUAUUGGCUCCCGAAUGUCAAGUUGAUCGCAGGAUCACAUCAGUCUGGGACCUGUGGCUCGCUUCACACAUGCGUCGUAAUGACAUAUUCAUUUACGUUGGUGAUAUAAGAAUGUACAUAUUCUUUUUUGUGCGUUUCCGAAGUCUGCGGCGCCGCGGUAUCUAUUGCAUCUACUUCCAAACCGAGCCGAUUCACCUUGUGCUCCCGGUAUUGUUGGACAGACUAGGCCUGUUUUCUAAGCACCAGCCCGACGAAAUCUGGGACUACGCAGCCCUUAACCUCACAACUCUCCAGAAACUUGACGUGCCUAGUCUCACCUGCAAGUCCUUUUUGAUUGACCACGCGUCAAAGCUCGAGACACCCGACCUCAUCUUCCUCGGCAACAUCAAGCAUCGACAGCCCGGAAGUUCAAUUUUCCUCAACAUUCACAAGGUUGGGGCCACGACAAUCGAAGCCCUUCGCAUCAACAAACUUCUUGGCCACAAAGCCCUUAUCAUUUCGGAACCCUGCGAAGAAAUCGACCGUCUGAACUACAACGGCCUCGUUUUCUUUGAGCCGUUGGAGUGUAUCCCGCAAAAAUUUGACGAGCUCGUUGCAAUUGGACCUGAGAGACGGCAGAAACUGGCCGAUGAGAUCUACGCAAGCUCACCUGACACAGAAGGACGAAGCCCCAAAAGCACAUGUGCCAGGCUGCCACUUAUCCCGAAGGCACUAAUGCGACCUUCAACGACUGGCAAGCCUGGUUGUUGCUGCUGGAUUGCAAGGCAGGUUUCCACUGACAUGUAG